AUGUUUGGACGAUUGCGUAGAACGGGAUCACGGUUUUGGAUCCCGGAACGGCGUCCGAGACUUGUUCAACGAGACUACGGGCAUACAUCGGGCAUCAUGCGGCUCUUGACGUCUCUCACAUUCGGAGUGUUUACACUCCUAGCAUUACCAGUGUCUUUAGUGGCAGCCCAGAAAGUCAACAGCAUCACAGAUGCUGUAGCACAGCUUCCUACUUGCGCCGUAAGCUCCGCGCUUCUUUUGAAGCUCACACUCUCUCUGUAG
Molecule: messenger RNA, 261 nt
Organism: Colletotrichum higginsianum IMI 349063
Lineage: Eukaryota; Fungi; Ascomycota; Sordariomycetes; Glomerellales; Glomerellaceae
Product: CFEM domain-containing protein
Exons: 2
Coding region: 1-261 (86 amino acids)
Source: RefSeq, a predicted model, not a curated record